CCCCCACAAACACAGCACACUUUCUCUCUCUACAAGAACACUCCCACUUUCUCUCUCUACAAAAUCCACGCACAAAAAAAAGUUCCUCGCUUUCGUUUUGGCUUCUUCUCUCCGAUUUUAAUCGUUUCAUGUCAUAUUUGUUUAUUAUUACUUUGGUUUCUGAUUCAUUACUCACACACUGUGCGUGCGAGCUACUGUUAAAGAAGAAGAAACUUUGAUACACCCGAGAAAAAAAAGCUUUUUUUUCCCUUUUGCUUUCCUUUUUUUUUUGUGGGGGCAACAAAAACCAAAGCAGAACAAAAAAAAAAGUAAUGUUCUUGAGCUUCUUCGGUUCUUGUUUGGCUCCUCUUAGCUAAGCUUCCAUGGCCGUGAUGUCGAAGAUGACGAUGAAUCCAUUUUACCUCUUCUUCUUCCUAUCCUUCUUACUACUCUGUCUCGCUACUUGUUCUCUGUCGUACGAGCCCCGGAAUCAUGAAGUGGAGGCGCUGAUAAGUAUAAAGAACGAUUUGCACGAUCCUCAUGGGGCUUUGAGCAACUGGGAUGAGUUUUCCGUUGAUCCUUGUAGCUGGGCGAUGAUUACUUGCUCUCCCGACAACCUCGUCAUCGGCCUAGGAGCUCCGAGCCAGUCUCUCUCGGGAACUUUAUCUGGGUCGAUCGGAAAUCUGACUAAUCUUCGCCAAGUGUUGUUUCAGAACAACAACAUCUCUGGUAAAAUUCCACCGGAGCUCGGUUUUCUGCCUAAAUUACAGACCUUUGAUCUAUCCAAUAACCGGUUUUCCGGCGAAAUUCCCGGUUCCAUUGGUCAGCUGGAUAGUCUCCAAUAUCUGAGACUGAACAACAACUCAUUGUCUGGGCCCUUCCCUGCCUCUCUGUCUCAAAUUCCUCACCUCUCGUUCUUGGACUUGUCUUACAACAAUCUCAGUGGCCCUGUUCCGAGAUUCCCAGCCAGGACUUUCAAUGUUGUGGGGAACCCAUUGAUUUGUAGAAGCAGCCCACCUGAAAUAUGCUCAGGAUCAGUGAAUGCAAGUCCUCUAUCUGUUUCAUUGAGCUCAUCAUCUGGACGCAGGUCCAACAGAUUGGCCAUUUCCCUCGGUUUAAGCCUUGGUUUCGCUGUUCUAGUAAUCAUAGCAAUAUGGUUCAUUUUGAAACGAAAGAACCGAAGAAAGCUACUGAUCCUUCGCAUGAGUGACAAACAAGAGGAAGGGCUGAUAAGCCUUGGAAAUCUCCGAUGCUUCAUGUUCAGAGAACUCCAAAUAGCUACAGACGGGUUCAGUUCCAAGAACAUUCUUGGUGCUGGAGGAUUCGGUAACGUGUACAAGGGAAAGCUAGGAGAUGGGACUAUGGUUGCAGUGAAACGAUUAAAGGAUCUGAACGGGACGUCUGGAGAUUCACAGUUCCGUACCGAGCUUGAGAUGAUCAGCUUGGCUGUUCAUAGGAAUUUGCUCCGGUUGAUCGGUUAUUGUGCUACUUCUGGUGAAAGGCUUCUUGUCUACCCUUUCAUGUCCAAUGGCAGUGUCGCCUCAAGGCUUAAAGCUAAGCCGGCAUUGGAUUGGAACAUGAGGAAGAGGAUAGCAAUUGGAUCUGCUAGAGGAUUGCUGUAUCUGCACGAGCAAUGUGACCCAAAGAUCAUUCAUAGAGACGUUAAGGCAGCGAAUAUUCUACUAGACGAGUAUUUCGAAGCAGUUGUUGGAGAUUUUGGGCUCGCUAAGCUCCUGAACCAUGGGGAUUCCCAUGUCACAACUGCUGUUAGAGGAACUGUUGGCCACAUUGCACCCGAGUAUCUCUCCACUGGCCAGUCGUCUGAGAAAACCGAUGUCUUCGGGUUUGGUAUACUCUUGCUAGAACUCGUAACUGGAAUGAGAGCUCUCGAGUUUGGCAAGACUGUUAACCAGAAAGGGGCCAUGCUUGAAUGGGUGAGGAAACUGCACGAAGAAAUGAAAGCAGAAGAGCUGGUGGAUCGAGAACUGGGGACGAACUAUGACCAGAUAGAGGUUGGUGAGAUGCUGCAAGUGGCACUUCUGUGCACACAAUACCUACCAGCGCACCGUCCCAGGAUGUCUGAAGUGGUUCAGAUGCUGGAAGGCGAUGGCUUAGCCGAGAAAUGGGCCGCUUCUCAUAACCAUUCACACUUCUACCAUUCCAACAUCUCUUCCAAAACCUCUUCUCGGUCUACAUCUGUUUCAAGACCCGAUGGCAAUGGCAAUGAUCGGUCGAAUCAACUGUUUGGUAUGGCAUUCGAUGACGAUGAUGAUGAUCAUCAUGCGUUGGAUUCACUCGCCAUGGAACUAUCAGGUCCAAGAUAACAGAUUGACAUUAGCAGAGAUCGAAGUUAAAGCCCUUCAUUUUUCCACGGAAAGCUCUCAUUCUCCCGUACUCUACGCAUUCAUUUAUAUAUGUAUAUGGCGAAAUUCAGAUUCUGGGUCUGUAAUGCAUUGAUGUAUAUAUAUUUAAGCUUUUGGUUUCGGGAUGUUAUUUCAUUGUCUUGCUGCA
Messenger RNA from Tarenaya hassleriana, 2490 nucleotides. Its product is annotated as probable LRR receptor-like serine/threonine-protein kinase At4g30520. The coding region runs from base 363 to 2303 and encodes 646 amino acids. Gene Ontology annotation, molecular function: protein kinase activity; ATP binding; protein binding. Gene Ontology annotation, biological process: protein phosphorylation. NCBI's taxonomy places the organism in Eukaryota, Viridiplantae, Streptophyta, Magnoliopsida, Brassicales, Cleomaceae. The record is from RefSeq and is a predicted model, not a curated record. The transcript has 11 exons.